Molecule: messenger RNA, 2297 nt
Organism: Hippoglossus stenolepis (Pacific halibut)
Lineage: Eukaryota; Metazoa; Chordata; Actinopteri; Pleuronectiformes; Pleuronectidae
Gene: gng12b
Product: guanine nucleotide binding protein (G protein), gamma 12b
Exons: 5
Coding region: 407-625 (72 amino acids)
Biological process (GO): G protein-coupled receptor signaling pathway
Cellular component (GO): heterotrimeric G-protein complex
Molecular function (GO): G-protein beta-subunit binding
Source: RefSeq, a predicted model, not a curated record
ACUGUGCUCCCACACGCACGUGCACACAGACAGACACACACACACACACACACACACACCAUCAGGGCUGAAUGUCAGUCUUCUCUCUGUUGAAACUUCACACUCGACACAGCUACACGUCUUUUAUUUUUCUUCAAUUCAAAGGAUUGUUUCAUGGCUUCACUCUGAGGAAAAACACAUUUUGUGUCGGAUCCGAGAGGCCAGUAACAGCAGCUGGUCAAGUGUGACCCGCAGAGGAGUCACACACAAUGUAAACCAUCACCUGUGGAAACAUGAAGUGAGCAGUCUCAGUGGACAAUAACAUGAAUGUACGAUUUAUGCUGCUCACAGAGACUGUGGUGCCCCAGUCCCUGCUCCUUGAGAUCUUUUCCCACACAGGUUUGAGCACAGCUGUUCAAAAACUGCAAUGUCGUCAAAGAUGCAGAUCUCCAGCAGCAUAGCUCAGACCAGGCGGACGGUGCAGCAGCUGAGGAUAGAGGCCAGCAUCGAGAGGAUAAAGGUGUCUAAGGCCUCGGCCGACCUCAUGCGCUACUGUGGAGAACACGCCAAGAAUGACCCGCUGCUAAUGGGCAUCCCUGCCUCUGAAAACCCUUUCAAGGACAAGAAGCCGUGCACUGUUUUGUAGGGGAACUGAGCUGAACUCCUGCUGCUUGUCCUUUUUGAUGUUUGUGUGGAAAAGAUCUGAUAGUAAUACUGUUCGCUUCUUGCCUUAAGGCCAGCGUAUCCCUAUUCAUUUUCCCCAUGCCUGCUGCAGUUGAUAAGGAAUGGAUUCAGUCAGAUAGCAGCUACACCAAAGAAACAGGUGUAAAUCUGAAGCCGUGACCUCUGAUCAGAACUUUAGCUCAAACAAAGGUGAAUACAAGUUUGAAUGGAGGCUGAGCUGUGAUUUGUCCUUCUCUGUGCUGUUAGCUGAUAAGAUCUAGAGGAAACUGUGCCACCAAGGGAGAGUCCCUGACUCUCUAAUUAUCACAGCGUGUAUAAACAAGCCCCCUCAAUCAUUGGUCCAAUCAGAUUUAGGCUUUCAGCUUUCACCUCUCACUUUCAUCUGGCUCGCUGUGGGAAACGUUUUUUGUAGUUUGUGUGCUUGUGAUAAUGAGCGCCUGAGAUAAUGGCGUCCUGUGGUUGGACUAGUAAACUGUGCUGUCCAUCACACAGGAGGACAAAUAGAAAGAGCAGAAGUCCAGUGCCACUGCUCCUGUGAUAUUAUUCACAGGAGCAGUCAACACUUGAUUUAAAAUGUUGAUCAGAUUUUCAUUUUUUGGGGCUCUGUUGGGAUAGAGUGUCAAACACUUUUUAACAACGAGUUGAAUAAAUAUUUGUAUUCUGCCACUUUCCGUCUAGCUCGCAGCUAAAUCACCAACACUGGACACACUCAUCUGAAUCCAGUGCAAAGCCAUUAAAUACCAUGAAUACGCUGUCUAAAAGUGAUGAGUCAUUUUUCUUUUCUAAACAAUCUGGCAGUUUUUUUUUUAUUUUUGAUGAUGAAAACAUGAUGUCCGAUCGUCACACACAUAUUUAAGACCAAUCUGUGCCAUUUAAUCACUGUCACUAUUAGAUUAUUAGACCUCUGGUCCCCACCACAGAACUGUUAUUGUCAUUAUUAUUAUUAUUACCUGCAGUUUCUCUCCACAGAGCUGAGGAUCAUUACUGUACUCUUACUUUACGAUUGCUGUACUCUUUAGGCACUUUGAGACCUGUAAACACCAGAUGACUGUUAUACUCUUGAGUUUGAAACAUUCCACGUUUACAGCUGCUCCAAAUCCUCUUGGCUGUAUUCAUUUGUGUGUUGGUGCUUGUGCAAAUCAACUAAUAUUGCAAUUUUGCCAGCCAGGGCCUUAACGAUGAAGUAAUCCUGCCUCAACCUUUUGACUACCUUAUAGUCACACAAGUGCUGUUGUGUAACACUGUGAAUAAUAAAGGCCCUUCAGGUGAAGGGAGUAUAUCUGACAAUAGGCUAUUUACCCUGUGUAUGACGUCCUACUUCUAAAUGACUCACGUAUGUCCAUGUAUCACAGUAUGCGCUUGCUUGUAACUGUCUAAUGUACUUUCUGCAGGAUUGGACUGAUUCAGUAAAACAUCAACUCUCAAUUUCUGUUUUGCAACAUGAAUCAACUUUUGGAUUAAAAGUGAAUGUGUCGUUUCGGUUAAUUGUGUGUUUUGUUGAUUUGUAGUGAUUAAAUAUUAUUAGAAAAAGCAGCUGGUUCCUCACACAUGGUGAGUAUGGUAACUACUUACUUUAUGUCACCUUCUGCCUUUACCUGGCUGUGGUAAGUGCAAAUAAACCUAUGGAAAACAAA